Cicer arietinum (chickpea) is the source of this 1957-nucleotide messenger RNA. Its product is annotated as mannosyltransferase APTG1. The record is from RefSeq and is a predicted model, not a curated record. Gene Ontology annotation, molecular function: alpha-1,2-mannosyltransferase activity. Gene Ontology annotation, biological process: GPI anchor biosynthetic process. Gene Ontology annotation, cellular component: endoplasmic reticulum membrane. Lineage: Eukaryota; Viridiplantae; Streptophyta; Magnoliopsida; Fabales; Fabaceae.
CGUUCGUGAAUGAAUUCUGGGCACUCUCUUCUUCAUCCUCUCUUGCUUGAGUGUGAUUUCAACAUCUGCUAGCUGCUACUAAUCUAAUUUCUAAAUAAUGAGACGAAGACGCGACAGUAUCAAAGAUGCAGAUAAUAAUAAUAAUAAUAAUAAUAAUAAUAAUAAUAAUAAUAAUAAACAGAGAGUUGAAAGUUCAAAUAUUCCGAAAUCAGAUUCAGAGAAGUUUUCAUUGUUAUACGGAUCAGACAAAAGAGUGUUCGCAUUGUGCUUGGCGUUCCGAAUGGUGAAUUCUGUUUUAGUGCAGAGUUACUUCAACCCCGAUGAACAUUGGCAAGGUCCUGAGGUUGCGCAUCGAAUCGCCUUCGGGUACGGUCACUUAACAUGGGAAUGGAAACAGGGUAUCCGAAGCUACUUCCAUCCAUUGCUCUUUGUUCCACUUUACAAGUUUCUCGCUCUACUGCGUCUUGAUACCCCUUGGUUUAUGAUGAGGGCUCCAAGGUUGCUACAAUCUGUGUUCUCUGCAGUUGGUGAUUUCUACUUGUACAAACUCUCUGCAGUUCUCUUUGGUGACUCUGUUGCAAAAUGGACACUUUUUUCCCAAUUGUCGAAUUGGUUUAUGUUUUAUUGUUUUUCUCGUACAUUGUCGAAUAGCUUGGAGACUGUUCUUACGUUGGUGUCUUUAUACUUUUGGCCCUGCAUGAGAUCUUCUACCAAUAAUACCUUUGUUUUGAGGAAGUGGGGUUUACUUGUGGCAGCAUUAGCCUGUGCUAUUCGUCCAACAAGUGCAGUCACAUGGAUCUAUGUUGGCCUCAUUGAGCUUUUUAACACACGUCACAGAUUCAAGUUUGUUUUUUUGGAGGUGGCUCCAAUUGGGAUCCUGGUGCUUGGGCUUACCUGCCUAUUAGAUCGCUUUAUGUAUGGCACAUGGAUUCUAGUACCACUAAAUUUUCUAAAAUUCAAUUUUCUUUCAUCCGGCGGAGAUUAUUAUGGAACUCACAAGUGGCACUGGUACUUUACUCAGGGAUUUUCAGUCAUGAUCUUCUCUCAUUUACCAUUCUGUAUUGCUGGUAUAAUUUAUUCCAAAGACUGGAAAUUUUCUGGCCUUCUUGCAUGGGUGUUGGGUUUCUACAGUAUAUUAGGUCACAAGGAAUUCAGGUUUGUCCUGCCAGUUCUUCCCAUAGCUCUGAUGUUCUCUGGUUAUUCUUUGGCUGUGAUAGACGAUAACGGUUCCCGAGAGUAUAAAGGAAAAGAGUUGUCAAAAAAGCAUAACAAGUGUCCUCCCAAGAUGAGAGUUGCCAUCUUAUUUUUGCUUGCUACCAAUAUACCAAUGGCUUUGUAUAUGAGUUUGGUUCAUCAGAGAGGACCCGAGGAUGUCAUGAACUACCUUGCUAGAGAAACUCUUCAAGGGAAAGUUGAAAGUAUCCUAUUCCUAACACCUUGCCAUGCUACUCCAUACUACUCCAUGCUGCAUCAUAAUCUGCCGAUGCAAUUUCUCGACUGCACGCCAAGUGAAGAGAAAGGAGUCCUAGACGAGUCUGACCGUUUCAUGAUGGACCCUGUUUCUUUUAUGUCUAAAUAUGCAAAAAAAUUGUUUCUUCCCAGCCACAUUGUUCUAUAUGAUUCAGAAGAGCAAAAGUUGAGAAGCUUUUUAAUCUCAUUUGAUUAUAGAAAGGAAAAAAGAUUUUUUAAUGCUCACUUCAAGGUAGAUCGUGAUCUUCAGGCAUCAAUUGUUGUGUAUGUUCGAAUAAGAUAGCAUCAUAUGAUCUGCAGAAAAUGGCAGCAUCGUGACACUUUAUUGUCAAUGUUGGCUGCUCCAAAUGUUAAUUGUUGUAAUUUGAUGUCUCUGAAAUGACUUUAUGGUCGUAUACUUUUGUAUUGUUUCCUAGAUAUUUUUGUUGUAGAUAGAUUGUAAAUGUUUCUCUACCGUAUUUCAAUAGAUUGACACGUUUUCUUUAAA